UUUUAAUAUACCAAAAAGGAUGAAUAAAAGUCGAAAACAAUGGAACUUAAUAUGAAAGAAACAGAGUUUGAAAUGGAAGAAAGGUGCGAAAAUCAGGGCAAUACUACCAUAUGAGACGAUAGUAGACCAGGGUUGUUAAGAACGGAGCCUGAACAACAAGACUUUACCCCAGUGCUUAUAAGCACAAACAUGGCUCAAACAUCAGACGUUUUCUGUGAUAAUGAAACCUUUUUGAAUGUUUCUAAUGAUUCGCCAUUUAAUAGCGGACAAAUGCAUUCCUUCUAUAACGACACUCUCGAACAAAACGGGAUGCUGCUGCCGAUGCUCGACAUGGUUCCUAGAGCACCCAAUGACGAUAUUAUCUCCAACACAACAGAAAGCAGCAGUCCUCCCACGGACUUCAUGCUGUCGCCUUUGAAUUUCAAUCCUGAUGCCGAAAUAAGUUGUGAUAUCAUUGACUUAACAGACGAGUGUAGAACGGAACAUGUGUAUCAAAAGCAAACUAAAGAUAUCACAAGAAACGAUGAUAACAUUUAUGAGGAUAAUGCACGGUCAAAUCGAGAAACUGCCAAGCUAACGUUUCCGCCUUGUUACGUGUGCGGUGCUAAGGCAUGUGGUUGUCACUACGGUGUUAUUUCGUGUGCGGGAUGCAAAGGGUUUUUCAGGAGGUAUUUGUUAAAGAAGGACAGUUACACUUGUAAAAAGGGAGGUAAUUGUGUUCUUAGUGAUAAAGCCAGGGGAAACUGUAAAGCUUGCCGAUUAAAGAAAUGCCUAGAGGUAGGGAUGUCAAAGGAAAAAUCGAGUUUAGGUAGAUACAAACUGUCCAAGCGGACAGAAACCAUAAUUGAGGCAAAGUCUUCGACAGGUGGAUGCGCACAAGUAGUGGGAGAUAGUGAUAAAGGAGAACAAGUUAAAAACCAAGAAAGCGUCAUGGAUUUAGAUGCAGCGCUAGAUAUCAUUUGCUUAAAGCUAUCGCGAUAUUGUGUUGGAUCUGAGAAGCCGAACGAGUUUACUGAUGACAUAGUCAGGAAAAUAACAGAAUAUAUAGGUAUAAUGCGAAUCUAUUCAGUUGGAAAUAUAAAGGAUGAAGAUCUCCCAAAAGCUCUUGAAGAUGGGGCAGAAAAUCAUAAACGGAAAACAGAACUGUUUGGAAGUUUGAAGGCUAUUAGUUGGACCGAGUUUACUGAGAUUUACAAAAAGCACGGACUUGAAAUAGAUGGACGUAUUGCUGACCUGGUGGAAGGUAAACAGGAAAUGGACGAGUGGCUUGAGACCAGCUUUGGCUUUGUAAAGGAACUACCAUUGUUUUUGUCAUUACCAAUUCGUGACCAGGUCAAUCUUAUUAAAGCGAGUGCAAAUGAAUUAGAUAUCUUGUUAACUUUUAGGGAAUUUAGUGCUGAACACAAAACUUUUAUAAGAACGGGAAAAGUUUAUCAUGAAGAUGACGUAGUAGACAAAUGCGUUUCAAAGCAGAACUUUGAUCAUAUGACACUUUGCCUUGUCAAGCUGCAGAAACUCAAUCCCAACCCAACUGAACAUGCGUUGAUGUGUGCGUUAGUUGUGUUUUCAACCGGCCGAUGCAAGCUCAUCAACCCAAAAUUAGUCGAGAAGUGCCAAGCUAUGACAGCCGAUCGUCUUCAACUGGAGGUAAAAAGACAACACAAGGACUCGUCUCGACGGUUUGCUAAACUCAUGGACUGCCUUGUCGACACAAGGGGUAUUUCUGACAUGUUUAAUGAAGACUAUAAAGAAUUUUGUUCAAACGAGAUUGUGCGAGAGAAGUUACCACUUCUAGCGGAACUCACGCUGGAAGAAUUUUAGGGGUGAGGUUUAGGGGACGUUGAUGACAGAUAUCCUACCGCCUUUACCUUUCAGGUCUUUAUAAGAUUGUUUGGGGCUAUAUAGAACAGUCGGUAACUUUUGUGGUAGUGUACUCUGGAUUUAAUUGGAUGUACGUUCGAGGUUGGACUUGUAGUGCACACACAUUUGUCAAAAUAGAGGUUGCGAAACACUACAUAUACGGGGGCUUGCAAGGUGUUUCCUUCUGUUUGUGCAUUACGUCAUCAAGAUUUGUGUACAUUGUACACGAUUAAAAUUUAAGUGUACGAAAACAUGUCGAAAGUGAUUUAUGCCAUGACAGCGAGCCGAAAAGCACAACUUCAAAUAGAAAUAUCACAAACUCAACUGCAACUGCUCUCUGUACCUGUAGCUACGCGGGCACGUACACGUUCACGUCGUGUUUCGUAAUUUCUAUAUAAUGCGUUUCAAAACAAUCAAUGAGGACCUAAUGUUUUUGUUUUAUUGUGCGUUCAUUAAUUUCCAAGAACGUUUUGUAUACGGAUGAUUGCUUUCAAAGAACUGCUUUAUAUGGAUUAUUUUAAUUACACUAUGUUGCAUAUGCUGCUUUAAUGCUUUCCAAGGACUGCUUUAUAUGGAUUAUUUUAAUUACACUAUGUUGCAUGUGCUGCUUUAAUGCUUUCCAAUGACUGCCUUAUAAGGAUUAUUUUAAUUACACUAUGUUGUAUGUGCUGCCUUUAAAGCAUUGCUCGCCAUUUGCAUGAUACAUAACUACAAUAAGUUGUAUAACGAUUGAAGCGGCAGUUGCAGCCAGUCCACGCUCAUAUGAAUUGAGACAAUUUUUGACUUUGCUUUUUAUUUUUAUCCUUGAUAUAGCACAACAUUGCUUUUUGUUUUGAAAACUGUACAAAUGGUACAACUUUCAUUGAAGUAGCUUAAAAAUAGGAAAGUAGGUCGAAAGGACACAAUCAACGUUAUCCAAGCACAAUUUUGAUUUUUGUUUUCGAAUAAAUGGUCUCAUAAUU
Molecule: messenger RNA, 2822 nt
Organism: Mya arenaria
Lineage: Eukaryota; Metazoa; Mollusca; Bivalvia; Myida; Myidae
Product: vitamin D3 receptor-like
Exons: 2
Coding region: 190-1821 (543 amino acids)
Biological process (GO): regulation of DNA-templated transcription
Molecular function (GO): DNA-binding transcription factor activity; sequence-specific DNA binding; zinc ion binding
Source: RefSeq, a predicted model, not a curated record